Messenger RNA from Papaver somniferum (opium poppy), 3294 nucleotides. RefSeq names its product cytadherence high molecular weight protein 2-like. The coding region runs from base 625 to 3075 and encodes 816 amino acids. The transcript is spliced from 4 exons. The record is from RefSeq and is a predicted model, not a curated record. NCBI's taxonomy places the organism in Eukaryota, Viridiplantae, Streptophyta, Magnoliopsida, Ranunculales, Papaveraceae.
UUAGGAUUCGUUAUCAUUUCCAGAAUCUGCUCCUGCUUUUGGUUUAAAGUUUUUUUUUUUUUAUAACUGAAUUUGCAGUUUCUCAAAUGUGUUAGAACCAUAGUUGUGGCAUUCUGUGCUCAUGAAAACUGAUAAGCUUCACAAUUCACAUGGAUCCUAACUGAAUAUUGAGUUUUUUUGUUUUUUGUUUUCUUGCAUGAGUUUGUUUAAAUAUGCUCCUCUAAAUUAACAUUUUUAUUUGCUUUCCAUUUCCGACAAAGGAGGUUAAUUUUCUUUUUAUAUUCAUCAUAAGAAGUUAGUAGAACUACAAUUCUGGUUUAAAGUUCCGGAUGGGUAUUUGUUUACCAAAGUAUUCAUGAUUUUUCCUUAAGUGUCUACAUGGGUCUCAGUUCUUGUCUUCCAUUUCAAUUAUUGGAGCUCUAUGAUGAGUGUUUAGUGCUUGGAUCUACCUUGUUUAAAUUACAUAUAUUUCUAGUGAAUUCAGGUAAUGUGUGUUCAAAAUGAUAACACCUGCUGAAAGUUUGAGACUUAUGCAUCUUUAGAAUUUUAUCUAAAUUCUUAUAUUUGUCCAUGAAUGUCUGGCAUUGUUCCUGAAGAAGAUACUAAUUUCUCAACUUCUAAGUUAUGGAUGACGAGGAAAUCCAAGCUUCAGGCGCAAAGAUUUCUGAAGAGAAUUUAUGUCCAAUGUACUUUGGUAUUUCGUGUGCAUUUGUCGCUCUUGAACUCCUUUCACGGUCUAACAUGAAUGGUGUCGAUACUGAAUUCGGUGGAAUACGGGAUAGGAUGCUGCAAGGCAGCACCCACCUAUUAGGUUUACUUGUAUGGAGAAUUCAGAAAAGGGAAGCCAUUGAAGAAAGGUCUGAGCUUCUUCACAAGCUCGAAAAAACUGAAACUGAAGUUGCCGAGUUGAAGAAAAGGAGAAGUGAAGACUCCAAGGCCAAUGAGAAAGUUGUAGGUAUCUUUGCCUCCCAAGAACAGAGUUGGUUAAAUGAGAGAAGAAAGCUCCGAAUGCAAAUUGGAGCUCUUUUGAACAAACUACGGGUUGCUGGGACAAAAAACGAAGAAGCUAUUUUAGAAUUGAAUUCAAAAAUAAAGGACAAGGAACUUCUGUUGGAGUCCAGAAAUAAAUUUUUGGAACAAGAAGAGCAGGGUAAGAGAAAGGAACUAGAAUUAAAGCUAGAUGGGGCCAACAAUAUGCUAAAGGAAGUGAGGGAUACUGCAUAUAAAGAAACUACAGAGCAGAGUACUCAGCUUUGGAAGCACAAAACUGCGCUCAUGGAGCUUGUAUCGAAUCAGAGACAGCUUGAAGCUGAAAUGGGCGGAGCACUUCGGCAGCUUGAAGCUUCGAAAGAAGAGCUAGACUCAGUUUUGAAACAAAAAGAAGUGUCAGUUUUUAUGGUUCAAAAGCUAUCUAUGGAAGUUAGAAAGAUGCGCAAGGACUCGGAACAAAAAGAUAAAAUACUAUCUGCAAUGUUAAGGAAAUCUAAAAUUGAUUCAGCAGAGAAAGAAAUCUUGUUGAAGGUUUCCAAGGCAAGGAGGAAACAAGCAGAGCUGGAGACCACUUUACAGGUCUGUUUAUCAUGUGUUAAAGAGGUUCACACCAUUGAGCCAACUAGUUCUCAUAACCAAAAAAGCCGGUCGCGUAUCACUAACAACAGGGUGCACCCUGGUGAUUCUGAAAGAAAAACUGAAAGAGAGGAUGGAAUGGAUCAAAAAGAACAACGGGUAAUGAAAUUUCCACCAACAGUUGCAGACGACACUCACUGGAAGAAAAUGGUGAACUUGGUGAGACUGGGGUUUUUCGGUUUUAAGCAAUUGGAAGGUUGGGUUGAGCCCGAAACAGAAAGGAAGACCGACAUAAUUGAGGAGAGGCAUCGUUUAGAAAUGGAUGCAUUUGUUGAAGAAUUGAGGCUGAAAGAUGAAAAAUUGGAAGCUUUCAACUGGAGGUUUCUAAGUGUGGAACUAGAAUCAAGGCGAUUGCAGUCCCACAUUGAAGGGCUAGGCCAAGACCCAUCACAUCUGAAGGAGGAAAACCUUAAAUUGGAAGCCUCGUCAAUGGAGCAGCAAUCAGAAGUAAUAUCUCUAAAGGAUAAGAUGGCUAGUUUGCAAUUACACCAGCUGCAAUAUCAAGAGAUGAAUUCGAAGUCUUCACCAAAGACUCCUGAUCCUAGUCAUGAAUAUGCUUGGUCCAAUGCUAAGGUUAUUCGAGAGAGAGAAAGAGAGGAAGAACUAAAGCCACUAUUGGUUAGAAUUCCUACAGUGAUGGAGAGUAAGAAAGAGGACGAAACCCCUCCGGAGAACAAGUCGCAAGGUACGAUCCCAGAAGUCAUCGAAUCUCAUGAAGAAGAGAUUGAAGAAGUAAAGAAAGAGGUUGAGAUGGACCCUGAUCAUGUUGUGCAGGAAUAUGCAGCAUGUCCAGUGGUGCUAAAGGUGAUUACUGAUAAGCUAGCAUCAGGUAAACUUUCUCUGCAUGAGAAAGAAAACCAUCCAUGGAAAAUGGAUCUCCAUUCUUUGGGAGUGUUUUACAAGAUUAAGAGGCUCAACCAGCAACUUUUCAUGCUUGAUAAGUUGGCAGGAACACAAACAAGUAGAGAAAAGAGAGCAAAUUGCGAUAAUGAAUGUCAACAGCUGAAGACGUUUUUCUUAUAUGUAAUUCCCUUGCUCAAUAAACAAGUCAGCAGGUACCAGACCCUCCAAGAGAGCACAAAUAAUCUUUGCCAAAGGAUGUAUGAUAAUAAUGCAGAUUCGAGCAGUAGAGAUGCAAACAUUGUCAAGACGAAGAAAGAAAUUAGAAAACUGGAGAACUUUCUCGGAGAAAUGUUCCACCUACAAAGAUACAUGGUAGCAACAGGACAAAAAUUGAUAGAGAUACAAUCAAGAAUGGCUUCUGAAUUGGCCUAUUCUAGCGCUCAAGAUAGUGGAAUAUAUACAGGAUUCAACAUGAAACGAUUUGCCAACAGCAUUAGUACCCUUUUCAGGGAAGUGCAAAAAGGUCUAGAAGCUCGAAUUUCUCGAAUGAUAGGAGAACUCGAAGGGACUCUAACUUGCGAUGGAUUUAUUCAUCUGGGACAGUAGUCCUCUGUUAGACAUUCUUCGUAAUAAUUGCAGUUAAUAAUAGAAGAUGCAUCGGCUCGACGAUACUACUUUUUCGAUGCCAAUUAUGCCGUGAUUAGUGCAGGUAGAUCUACUUUGAGUUUGUAAAGAUGUUUAGCUGCAUUGCUCACCUUGUGAUAAGAACUCAUCAAGAACAGCACUCGAGUUCUUGUACUUCUAUAUAGAAAUACAAACAAGUGU